AUGGCAUCUGAAGAAACUAAUUGCUAUAACGAUAAUAAUCAAUUAAUUUCUGAUAAAACUAUCUGUAUUUCUCAUUUGGAUAGUUUUAAGAACAAUAAAAUAAAUGAAAAUAAUAACUCGAUUAAUUUGGAUAUUCAACAACAAUUACACUCUCGAUUAAAGUGUAUUGAACAACUCAUUCUAGAUUUAAAGCUUUCUGAAGAAAAGUAUCAAAAACUUGAAGCGCUUUUUAAUAAAAAAUCUAAGGAAAAUGAAACUUUGCAAGAUGUUCUUGAUGAACAAAUUAAUUUAAAUGUAAAGUUUCAAGAUAACAAUAAAUUAACUAAAUCAUUUGAAGAAAAUUUAAGAGAACAUAAUAACUAUAUUAAUCGUUUAAAUCAAGAACAUAUUGAAUCAAAAGAUGAAGCCUCGAAGUAUAAAUCUGCUAUUAAAGCCUUGGCCGAAAAAGAUGACUUAUUGAAACAACAAAAUGAACAGAUUCAAAAUUUUCAUGAAUUAUUUGAAAAGAAACUUAAUGAACUAAAUGAGUAUUGUAAUUCAAAACAAAAAGAACUCAACAGUCUUCAAAAAACAAACGAGGAAAAUAAUGUUGAAAAAGAAGCAUUCAAAAAACAACUUGAUAAUUUAAAUCAAAUACUUCAAAAUAACGUUGAAACAAUUAAAUCAUUAGAAGAACGUUUAAAAGAAAAAAACAAGGAAAUUAAAGAUCUAGAACAAAAAAAUAUCGUAUUAAUAGGUGAAGCUUCAAAAUAUCAAACUGCUCUUGGAGCUGCGAUUAAUUUACGAUUAUCAGAUUAUGAAUAUAAUUCAGUUACACUUAAAAAUGGUAUUUUAAAUUUACAAGAUUCUUUAGAAGAUUACACCAAUUAUAAGCGUAAUGUAGAAAUUAAUAUUGAAGGAGUGCAAAACCUUUUGAUAAAAUAUGGAAGUCAAACGGUUAUUACGAAAGGACAAAAACCCUUAAUUAAAGCAGUAUUACAACGUCAUGUCGUUGAACAAAUUAUUGUAUAUGCGCAAGAAUAUUUUGAUAAUCAAAACCUUCACCAAGGAAGAUUGUAUGGUAUCGAGACUACCUUAUUCGCAAAAGCUAAUGAAUUGAUAAACUUAAUAGAAAAUUUCGUACAAAAGCGCACUGGAACUGAUGAUGCAACUCAAAUAUCUAUUAAAUUACGUCAACAAAUUUUUGAAGCUCUUGGUAACAGAGGAUUUAAUAAUAUGAUUACCAAUAGUAAAAAAACCAUAAUUCACAAAUUUAUUGAGUAUAAUCAAUCUAAUUUAAAUUCAGAAAUUGGAAAAUAUCGUAUAAUUAAAGAUCCUAAAAAGAAACAAGAAAUCGAAGAAAUGGCUGCUGGCAUUAUUCAAAAAGUAAUCAGUUUAUUUUGGUUUAGAACUAAAACUCAGGAACCAGUUGCUGAAUUUGUUUGGGUUAAUCCUGAUGCUAAAAUAGAUCCUAGUUAUAUGGAAGGAAAGUGGGAAGAUGAUGAAAUCGAUGAUUUGGUUGUAGAUAUUUGUUACUUUCCAACAAUAUCACAAGAAUUCGAUAAUAAGUCAAAACGUAUUUUUACACCCGCUAGAAUCUUUCCAAAAUCUAAAAAGUCAUCAAAAUGA
Molecule: messenger RNA, 1608 nt
Organism: Funneliformis mosseae
Lineage: Eukaryota; Fungi; Glomeromycota; Glomeromycetes; Glomerales; Glomeraceae
Source: the annotation of a GenBank genome assembly